Molecule: messenger RNA, 1517 nt
Organism: Lytechinus variegatus (green sea urchin)
Lineage: Eukaryota; Metazoa; Echinodermata; Echinoidea; Temnopleuroida; Toxopneustidae
Product: prefoldin subunit 4-like
Exons: 4
Coding region: 94-501 (135 amino acids)
Biological process (GO): protein folding
Cellular component (GO): prefoldin complex; cytoplasm
Source: RefSeq, a predicted model, not a curated record
GUGAGCCAUCUCUUGGUCAGAGUUUGAAAGCUGGAAAGAUAGGCCCACGUCCAGAAACUUUUCUUUUAAAGUUCUAAUUUUGUAAUUAAAGCUAUGGCAUUGUCAAUGAAGAAAGCCACAGGUGGUGAUGAUGAUGUGAAUGUCACAUUCGAAGAUCAGCAGAAGAUCAACAAGUUUGCAAGGAAGAGUAAUAAACUUGGAGAAAUCCAGGAUGAAAUUGCAAAUAAAAAGAAAGAUCUUCAGAACCUGGAGGAUGCGAGCGAUGAAUUGGUCCUUGGAGAUGAUGAUGCUUCCAUACCGUAUCAGAUCGGGGAGGUGUUCUUCAACCAGAAUCUGGAAGAUGCCCAGCAGUCGGUAGAGGAUGCCAAGACGAGGAUGGAGGAGGAGAUCGCUGACUUAGAGGGCCAAGGAGAUGUUCUGAAGGGAGAACUAGGAGAUCUCAAGGCUCAGCUUUAUGCAAAAUUUGGAAAUAACAUCAAUUUGGAGAUGGAUGAAGAUUGAUGAAGGAUCUUUGAAUUUUUGGACAGUGUUUAGAAACUGAGAUGCAAUGAACAGAGACGGAUAAACUACUUGUGGUGUGUUUUUGUGAAUAUGUAUGGCUAUGCCUGGCUUGAAUCAUUUUGAACAGCAGAAGUAUCAGUAAGGCAAUUGUUGUGACAACAUGACUUUUUUAUUUUCUAUAGUUUUGUGAGUGUAUUUAUGUGAAUUAUUAUAGCAUGUUCAUAUCAGUCACAGAUAUGUGAGGAAUUUUAUUGACUAAACAGAUGGUAUUUCAAAGGAAUGGAAGCAUAAUUCCAGUAAUAUAAUUACAGAUUGAAUUUGAUAAUUUUGUGAAGGCAGUGAUUCAAACUUAAUGUGUUGUGAUGUUUUUCUUGGCUUCAGCCUUUUACUUCACCCAAACUGUUAAAGAGAGCAAAAUGUCAUAUCUCACAAUGUGGUGCGCCAUCUAUCGGUUGGCAGCGGACAGGCCAAUUUCAAACUUUUGGGUCGACAUCACGCGCAGGCUAGGCACAGGCAAGGGGCAGCCAGCGCAUAGUGCUGAUGUAAAGAUGCUUCAAAAAUGAAAACCAUACGAUAAACGGAGGAAGAAUUAACCAAAAACGGUCUCAAUUUCCCAAAGAAAUCUGCGGUAAAUUUCUUUCCCACCUCCUAGACCCUGAAAACAGCAUAAUUUUAUGCAAACCAGCCAGGCCGCGUCGGUCAUACAGCAUAAUGCACUAGCGCACUCAACCUAUGUCGACCUUUUUCCCCAUGAGACAUUGUAAAUUUCGACCUGUCUGCUGCAACCAAUAGGUUGCGCACCGCAUUGUGAAUGUUGCAUUAGAAAUGAGGAAAAAUGUGAAAGGGUCUAUUACUAUUUAUUUUUUCAUUUCCGAGGGGGGGGUUUAGUAAUGCCUCAUUCAGAUAUAGAUGGUGCAAGUUCAUGGUGGUUUGCCCCUGAAGUCUGAUGCAAUCAAUUCCCUUUGUAUAAAAGUUUGACCAUUUUGCUUUCAGUGGGUUACAAUAUUUCACAAUUU